AUGCGGAAAAAAUCAUCUCGUCGAGAGAAUGUCAAUCAGAUCACGCCCUUGGUCAAUCAGAAGAAGUCGAUCUCAGUUACGAUUAAUGGCAGCAUAUGUAUUUUUGAAGUGGAUUCUGGGUCGCCUGUGACCAUCAUGACGGAAUCUACGUUCAAUAGCGUCUGGUCCAACAGAAGGCCAGAUCUUUCCAAGUGUGAUUUGGAUCUUAGCGAUUACCAACGCAACCACAUCCCAGUCAAGGGGAUCAUCGAUGUGUCAAUUUAUUACAACCGCCGUAAAAUUGACAACUUGCCGCUAAUCAUCGCAAACAGUGGUGGCUCUAAUCUUGUUGGUUGUAACUGGUUCGAUGCACUGGGCAUACGUAUAGAAGGAGUUUUUGCCGUCAACAGUGGUCUCAGCAUCAAAGCCAUUCUGAUGAAAUACGAUCAUUUAUUCUCAACAGAUCUUGGUCGCUACACAGGACCACCAGUGUCUUUACAAAUCGAUUCGGCGGUGCCGCCCGUGAGACUGCCUCCACGCCGUAUACCCUUCGCCAUUAAGGGCCUCGUGGAAGAAGAAAUCGAUCGCUUAUGUUGUCAAGGUAUUUUGGAGCCUGUGGAAUACUCCGAUUGGGCAACGCCAAUAGUGCCCGUGGUAAAGAAAGAUGGUUCCAUCCGUAUAUGCGGUGACUACAAAUCGACGCUGAAUAAGGCAAUUAAGCCACACUGUCAUCAAAUUCCAGCCGUUAGCACGCUUUUGGCUUCGAUUGAAGGUGGAUCGAUUUAUGCAAAAAUUGAUUUGGCACAGGCAUACCAACAGCUCGUGGUUGAUGAGCGUUCGUCACUCCUGCAAACCGUGUCAACGCAUAAAGGCGCAUUCAAGGUAACCAGGCUGCAGUUUGGCAUCUCAUCAGCACCCGGUAUAUUCCAAAGCUGCAUCGAAAACGUUUUGCAAAACAUUCCUGGCGUCUUGCCGUACUUUGAUGACAUCGUGGUCAUGGGUAAAUCGGAAGAUUAG
This is a messenger RNA of Anastrepha obliqua, 996 nucleotides long. RefSeq lists its product as uncharacterized. The record is from RefSeq and is a predicted model, not a curated record. Bases 1 to 996 code for a protein of 331 amino acids. The transcript has a single exon. NCBI's taxonomy places the organism in Eukaryota, Metazoa, Arthropoda, Insecta, Diptera, Tephritidae.